This is a messenger RNA of Rasamsonia emersonii CBS 393.64, 312 nucleotides long. RefSeq lists its product as uncharacterized. Bases 1 to 312 code for a protein of 103 amino acids. The transcript has a single exon. NCBI's taxonomy places the organism in Eukaryota, Fungi, Ascomycota, Eurotiomycetes, Eurotiales, Trichocomaceae. The record is from RefSeq and is a predicted model, not a curated record.
AUGGGGUCGAUGAGCCCACGGGGGUCCCACUGGCGCAUGGGCUCCGCAGGCUCUAGGCCCCGGUCAGCAGAGUGCCCUUAUAAAGAGGGGAGGGGGAAAGGGGGAUGGGAAAGUUGGAAAGUCAAUAGAAUGUACAAAACCACGUUCGUAUGUACAGGAUGCAGGGAGUCUGCACGGCUUGAUUUCCUCUGUGCCUUGUCAUCUAUACGUGAGAAAACGUUCCGUGGAAACGUCAUCCGCAAGGCCUUUCAUGAGACCGGAUUAGCUCCAUAUCAACCUGAGGUUAUUUUGCAAAAACUCAAAAACGGGUAA